This is a messenger RNA of Echinostoma caproni, 3342 nucleotides long. Lineage: Eukaryota; Metazoa; Platyhelminthes; Trematoda; Plagiorchiida; Echinostomatidae. The record is from the annotation of a GenBank genome assembly.
AUGGAAGAACCUAGUGUGGAAUCUACAACUACCGAUAUGCAUGAACCAUGUGAGCCCGAGACUGUGCAAGACUCGGCGGAACCGGAUUCGAAUGUACACAUGGUGGACAGUGCUUGGGAUCAGUCGAAUCCGGUGUACGACAAACCGGAAGAACACGCCCUGUUGACGGAAUCUCCGGCGGAAGGAAACACAACCGUUGAUGACCAUUUGAUCAGUCUCACUGUGAGUGGCGAUGGUGAUCGUGGUGGUGGUGGUGGCGACGGUGAAGGGGAAUCAAGGGAACACCAGUUGGAAAUGGAGUUGAUCGAAAAAAUUCAGACGGAUUCAGCACCGGAUCAGUCAUCAUCAUCACCGUCAUCACCGGUUCAAGAGACAACCGAGGAUCGGAGUGUAAGUGAAACACCGGUUAGUGAAGAACCGAUAUGUCCAUCGCCAGAGCAACCGGAUGUGGAUUUAUCUGUGACAUCGGACGGUACAACUGAGGAGACUGUGGAAAGUGUGGAAAAAUCCCACGACGUUAUUGUGAGCGGUGACGAACCAAGUGAGGUGUCGCACAGUCCAGUGGAUGAGGUACCUUUAGUGACCCCAGACGAAGAAUCCGGUGAAGUGAACCCAACGGACCAGAUAAGGAAAGAGUCACAGGAUUCCAUUAACGGGACAGAAACCGGGGAGGAUCACAACAUACCACAAGUAACCUCUGCAUUCGAACCAACAGAAAAAUCAGAAUCUGAAGUACCCAUCGAGAUGGAUGAAGUAACAGAGGAAACGGGACUGAAAAGUCAAGUUAAUGAGACCCCGGUCAACCAGAAUCAAACUGAAGAAAGCGGCAGAGUAGAAGAAGAUCGAGCAAUGUAUUUGGAUGACCAAACAUCCUCAAGUAUUAAGUUACCCCCAGAGAGUAUUAGUCACACCUAUGAACCAGAGUUUUCGGAACCUAUGGAAACUAUGAGAGCAACGGGAGAAACUCCACUUACACCUGAGACGGAAGUGGGGCAAUGGGAAAUGCAUGAAGCUGAUUCAAUUUUACCAUUGUCAACUGUACCAGCUUGGCUCGAUAGGGAAGUCGAGGAGCCACUGGAUACUCCGUCGCACACAGCCUCAUUUGAACAGGAACAGGAGGGGAAGAGUCAUGUGGAGCAGCUCGAAGAGAUUUCCGAGACGGCAAAGGAAGAACAUUUGAAUCAGGUGAAGGAAAGCUCGGAGGAUAUCGAUCUCGGUGAGAAAUCAUACGAAGGUGAUUCUACCGUGGAGGAAACAGUCUCACAUGAACUUGUGGUUCAACAAUAUCAUCCUCCACCGAGUGAGGAAGGAAGUGCCAUACCGUAUUCCACAGUUCCUGAAUUUCUGGACAAGGAGGUCGAUGAUACCACAGUAGUAAUGGAAUAUGAACAUGUGGCUGAUCAAAAAAUAGCUGCUGAUGAAGGAGAAGACAUUCAAUUAACUGCAGAACCUAAAAGUUUUGCAGCGGUGAAUGAUGCAGUCCCGGACGAAACUGCACCGAGUACAGAAGAAACUUUAGAAGACGGGCAAAUAUCGCACGAGAACAGUAUUUGGGAACAUGAGAACGUAACUGUCCCUACAGAACUGGAUGUACAUGUAGAAGCUACCGAUGUGUGUAUACCAGAACAUGAAUCUGUUGAAGAGCCGAAUGAAAAGCCUAUCCAGGACCAGGAACUAUUUGAAGCGCAGCCGGAAGAACACCGAGAGGAGCCAUCGAGACCUGAAAGUGAAAAACCUGCGACCAUACCGCCAACUACAGAAGUAGUAGAAAAUAGACAUGUAGCUGAGGAAACCAGUGCGACAGAGGAACAAGUGCGGCAACUCGCAGAACCCGAAGCUUUGUCAGAACAAGUGACACUGAUUGAAGAAAUCGCGCACACCGAGGAGGUCAGCCCGGAGGAAGAGCACCAUACGGAACUUCCCAUCGCAUACGCCACACAAGAGGCGAUUUCGCCACACUUUGAAACGGUAGAAGAGUUUAAUGAAACGUCACACGACCAAGAAUUCAUUAGCCCCGAACACGUGACCAUAGAUGAUGGUGCACGAGAGAAGCAGGCACAACAACAACAACAAAAACCACUAACCCGAGCACAAUCGAACGAACCAAUCCAAUCAGACAGUGCACGUGAUCAACCAGUGUGUUUCACACAAACGUUAGAAUUGGAAGAACAGAGAGCACAGAGUAUUGAACCGAUAGAGGACGUGCUUGUGAACCAAGCGCAACCAAGUGAACUGGUUAUCGAUGACGGUGCGACAUGCGUAGCCAAUGUGUGCACGCCUGUUGAACCGGUAAUUCAGCACACAGCAGAAGAAGCGAAAGAACAAGAACAACCGUUCACAUUGAUAAAUCAACCUGAAUUAGCACCGGUAAUUGGUGCAAUUGAACAAACAAUGAUUAGCACAGAACCUGUGGCAAAAAUGGACAGUCAGCCAGUACUGUACGCCACUGAAGAACACGAAUUUUCAAGCAUUACAAACGGAGAAUUGGUGGAAGACAAUGAACCAUUGAUAACUCCGGUGAGCGUAAGUCGGAUUCAGGUAUCGGAUCACAAAAAACUACCAACAGACGCAAUGAUCACUUCCGGCCAGGCGGCCUUGUUGAUCUCGACAGCCGAUCGGGUACAUGAAGAGGUCGAUUUGGUGAACGGAUACAGUCCCGGUUCGGACAAGGAGAAUGACAAUCGGGCCGAGUUUGAGGAACGUUACGCACGACUUAUGGCUAAAUUUCUUCCACGAGAUCAAACACUAGUGGAUUCACAGAAUCGUAAACAAAGGAGUAAGACAUUGGAACCGAAUUUUGAUAUCAAUGAGUUGCGUAAUUGGAAUGAGCCUGUCACAAAUGUGAAACAGAAAUCGGCUACUCUGGGUCGAUCGGGAUCACGGAAACGACCGCGUCUGUUACCCAAACCUGCAGUGAAUGAUGAUCACCUGUUCCCGGACUCAGUCACUCCGUCCAAAGUGGACCGAAAUUUGAGUGUGCGUAGUCUCAGUGUCGGUUUGCCCGAGGGCACGUAUGAUGUGCCGUACAUCGAUGACGAUGCGUUUGUGCCCCGAAAAUUACGGGACAAAUCCGCCCCGAAUGCAGUAAACGGACACGGGAGUGAUGCGAGCACAGAGAGUGAUGAGUAUUUGUGGGAUCCGAGUUUAUCACGUUACAGUGCCUUAGAUCCGGCUCAUCGAGCUGACGUGGAUGAAUAACUUUUACCCAAAACCGGCGCGACUGGCCCCGGUGGAAAACACAAUGGGGAACGGAGUCUGAUCAAAGAGAAUAAGAACAAGGGAACAAAGAAGCGUCGGUUUUUCGAUUUGUGCAGUUGCAUGGGUCGACGUAGCCACAAAUGA